GAUACUGCUCUUUUCCCUCUUCUUUCAUACUCCAUUUUUCACUAUAAAAAUGCAAUCACAAAGCUAAUAAUAUAAGCUUUUGAUCAAGUUCUGACUUCUAGGGGCUCCCCAAAAUUUGAUCUUUUUUUUAUCUUGGUUCAUAAAUUUCCUUUUCUCUGUUUUGUUUUCACUCAUCAUUUGAUGGGAAUUUGGAUCACAGAAAAGGCUGCAAAAUUUUAACUACUUCAUCAGGCAAUUGACAGAAACACUAAGUAAAAAAUUAGAAAGACUUCAUCUUUUUCUUUUACUCCUCAAGAAAGCAUGAAGAGACUCAACAGUACUGAUUCAUUGGGUGGUUUCAUGUCCAAUUCUCCCAAUUCAACAGUUGAUGUGGAAUUUGAGACAAUGUUGGAGGAAGAGGGCCAAAUUUGGGAGAAGAAGAGGAGAUUAAGCGUUGUUCAAGUGAAGGCUUUGGAGAAGAAUUUCGAGGUGGAGAACAAGCUGGAGCCGGAGAGGAAAGUGAAACUUGCUGAGGAGCUGGGCUUGCAGCCGCGACAGGUGGCGGUGUGGUUCCAAAACCGCCGGGCGCGGUGGAAGACGAAGCAACUUGAGAGAGACUACGGCCUCCUCAAAGCCAACCACGACGCCCUCAAGCUUAAAUAUGAAUCUCUCCACAGAGAGAAUCAAUCUCUGCUCAAUCAGAUUCGUGAGCUGAAAUCGGAGCUGAAUGUGGGCGAGGGCAAAACUGCAGUGAAGGAAGACGCGUCACUGUCGGAAUCGGAAGAAAAAUAUGAUAUAGAAAUCCACGGUGGUGGAGCUGCGGCGGAGCUGAAUUUCGAGAAUUGUGAUGGCAAUGCGCAGGAAAACGUAAUGAUGGGUGCGGUUUUUGUUGAUUUCAAGGAUGGAUCAGAUAGCGAUUCGAGCGCGAUUCUGAACGAGGACAACAACAACAACAGUCCCAUCGCCUCGUCCAGCGGGAUCCUCCACCGCAGCCCACAGCGCUUCGAGGCGAGUGUUGUCGAAGAGUUUUACCAAACGCAACUAGUAAAGAUUGAGGAGCACAAUUUUUUCGGAGAGGAAUCGUGCAGCACUUUGUUUUCCGAUGAUCAACCUCCCACUCUUCAUUGGUACUUUAAUGACCAAUGGAAUUGAAGAAAUAAUUUUACAAAUAAAUGAGAAUAAUCAAAAUUCUUUCUUUCACGUGACAAUUUUGUACUCCCUCCGUCCCAUAAAAGAUGGCACAUUUGGGUAAUGGCACGAGAUUUUAGAAGAUGUUA
Molecule: messenger RNA, 1256 nt
Organism: Salvia hispanica
Lineage: Eukaryota; Viridiplantae; Streptophyta; Magnoliopsida; Lamiales; Lamiaceae
Product: homeobox-leucine zipper protein ATHB-6-like
Biological process (GO): positive regulation of DNA-templated transcription
Cellular component (GO): nucleus
Molecular function (GO): sequence-specific DNA binding; DNA-binding transcription factor activity, RNA polymerase II-specific
Source: RefSeq, a predicted model, not a curated record